Messenger RNA from Larimichthys crocea (large yellow croaker), 4200 nucleotides. It is a transcript of the gene slc17a7a, whose product is annotated as solute carrier family 17 member 7a. Gene Ontology annotation, cellular component: excitatory synapse; synaptic vesicle membrane. Gene Ontology annotation, biological process: synaptic transmission, glutamatergic; regulation of synapse structure or activity; neurotransmitter loading into synaptic vesicle. Gene Ontology annotation, molecular function: L-glutamate transmembrane transporter activity; neurotransmitter transmembrane transporter activity. The record is from RefSeq and is a predicted model, not a curated record. Bases 85 to 1839 code for a protein of 584 amino acids. NCBI's taxonomy places the organism in Eukaryota, Metazoa, Chordata, Actinopteri, Sciaenidae. The transcript is spliced from 13 exons.
AGAGAGAGAGGACUGUGCGCGUUCAGGCAGGACAGGAGGGCGCGCGGGACAUCAGCACACCGGCCGGGUCAAGAAGCUGCAAGGAUGGAGAUCCGACCAGACAGGUUUAAGGCGGUCGCUGGCAAAACUCUGGGAAAAAUUCACAGGCUGAUUGAGAAGCGGCAGCCCAAUGGAGAAACCAUUGAGUUAUCAGCAGAGGGCCGUCCUGAGCUGGUGGAAGAGAAGGAGCUGCCAGUGGUGGACUGUACCUGCUUUGGCUUGCCGAGGAGGUACAUCAUCGCCAUCCUGUCUGGCCUGGGAUUCUGCAUCUCAUUUGGCAUCAGGUGCAACCUGGGUGUGGCCAUUGUAAGCAUGGUCAAUGACCACACUGUCUACAAAGGCAACAAGGAAGUACUUGUGGCUGCACAGUUCACCUGGGACCCUGAGACAGUGGGGAUGAUCCAUGGCUCCUUCUUCUGGGGCUACAUCGUCACACAGAUCCCGGGUGGCUUUAUAUGUCAAAAAUUUGCGGCCAAUAGAGUGUUUGGCUUUGCCAUAGUGGCCACGUCCACCCUCAACAUGUUGAUUCCAUCUGCUGCUCGCUGCCAUUACAGCUGUGUCAUACUGGUCAGGAUAUGCCAGGGCCUUGUUGAGGGUGUAUCAUACCCAGCCUGCCAUGGGAUCUGGGCCAAGUGGGCACCUCCUCUUGAAAGAAGUCGAUUAGCCACAACAGCCUUCUGUGGAUCCUAUGCUGGGGCGGUGGUGGCUAUGCCUUUAGCUGGGAUACUGGUGCAAUACUCUGGAUGGCCUUCAGUAUUCUAUGUCUAUGGCAGCUUUGGGAUAUUCUGGUAUUUGUUCUGGAUUCUCGUGUCGUAUGAGAGUCCUGCAGCCCAUCCCACUAUCACACCAGAGGAGAGGAAGUACAUUGAGGAUGCAAUCGGAGAGUCUGCAUCAUUUCUUAAUCCUCUUCAUAAAUUUAAAACUCCAUGGAGACAGUUCUUCACAUCCAUGCCCGUCUAUGCCAUCAUUGUGGCCAACUUCUGCAGAAGCUGGACCUUCUACCUGCUGCUCAUCAGCCAGCCAGCCUACUUUGAAGAGGUCUUUGGCUUUGAGAUCAGCAAGGUGGGCAUGGUGUCAGCUCUGCCCCAUCUGGUGAUGACAAUUAUCGUGCCUAUUGGAGGCCAGUUGGCAGACUACCUAAGAAGCCACAACCUGAUGUCCACCACCAACGUCAGGAAGCUCAUGAACUGUGGAGGUUUUGGGAUGGAGGCCACUCUCCUGCUCGUGGUGGGAUACUCUCACUCAAAAGGUGUUGCCAUUUCCUUCUUGGUCCUCGCUGUAGGUUUCAGUGGAUUUGCUAUCUCAGGGUUUAAUGUCAAUCAUUUGGAUAUCGCUCCACGAUAUGCCAGCAUACUGAUGGGCAUCUCAAACGGGGUGGGAACAUUAUCUGGAAUGGUGUGUCCUCUUAUAGUGGGAGCCAUGACCAAACACAAGACACGUGAGGAGUGGCAGUAUGUCUUCCUUAUAGCUUCCCUCGUUCAUUAUGGAGGAGUGGUUUUCUAUGGACUCUUUGCAUCAGGAGAAAAGCAGGAUUGGGCGGACAUAGAGGACACCAGCGAGGAGAAGUGCGGUAUCAUUGAUGAGGAUGAACUGGCAAAUGAGACAGAGGAGCUCUACCGCGGAGGCGGGCAGUACGGAGCCAUGAGCCAACCAGCUGUUGGCUCCAAUGGAAGAGGGACUGGAGGAGGAGGGGCCGGUCCUGGAUGGGUGUCGGACUGGGAUAAAUCUGAGGAGUACGUGCAGCCGCCUGGAUACAACUCUUACAUGUAUGGUGGAGAAGAGGAGAAGGAGCUGACAUAGAAUAUCAACGUGAUACAAGUUUAAAUAAAAAAGAGAAACAAGAUAAAGAAAAGAGGAAGAUUGUUUUUGGGAAAGGGAUUGUAAGAGAGUCACUGCUAUACUGAAUGGACCUGCUCUGUGCUUUUGUACAAUAUUUACAAUUGCACAUAUAAAGUAUGGAUCUGAUUCAUUCCAGUGUAUGUGUGCGAGUGUGUGUUUGUUUGUGUGGGCGUGUGUGUGUAGCCAUGUGCAUGCAUGUGUUAGAGUGUUUAAUGUACACAAAUAUACAGUAUUCAUUUGCAGAAACUGAACCCAUACCCCAGACUACCUUCCUGGUCCUGAGCUUGUUGGAAUUAGUCAGGUCUUUUUCCACGACAUCACUGAGGAGAUUCUGGUGUGUGUGUGUGUGUGUGUGUGUGUGUGUGUGUGUGUGUGAUUUCUGCCUGUACAGCAACUCUCUCAAGCCACUGGCAUUGUGUGUGUAUUUAAAGUUUUAUGUGUAAGCCACACAUUUACUUUUUUUCUGGGAAAGCACCUUCAGUUUUGAGGCAUAAAACUUUUGAGCUUACAACAUUGUCUAAAUAUAAAAUGUAAUUUCUAUGUAAUUACUAUGUCACUCUUAAGGUUCUUAGACAUAACAUAAAUCAUUUUGGUCAUAUGAUAAAAUCAAUACAUGAACUACACUGGUGAUACAUCCAGUUAAUUUCUUGUUGCCACUGAAACAUUGUAUUAUUAAAGCAUGCAUGAUUAAAGUAUGCUUCAUGUGUUAGUCAACGUGGUUCAACAAGUCAGCAACUAUUCAAAGGGGAAAAAGUUGCUUAGAUGUUGUACCAGCCUGUGUUUGUGCAUACGUGUGUGCAUUUGAAUGUGUGUUUGAGCUUGUGCACAAAGCUGCAUGUAGUGUCUAGCUGAAUCUCACCUGGGUCUGACCUAACUAGGUCACGUCCAGCCAGGCUCCUGGGUCACAUGAGUAAUCAUCUGGCAUUUGUGACUUUCCAUUUGGUGUGUACACUCCCAUUAGAGAGGUGGCCCAGAAUGACAAGUAGAGUGUAACAGUUGCUUAACAGUUCCGCUGCUUAACCAGCGAGGAACAACAGUUCCCAGGCAUCACGGCACGUGCUGCCUCUGUUUCUGCCUUUUUCUGUGUCUCAGUGGCUGCCCCUUCCUCUGUCCUCUUCCCAGUAUUUAACAGGAUGUUUUCUGUCUUCUGUUGGUGCAGUUACCAUGUCCUUAGUACCUACACGUCAGUCAUGUUUGACUUGGUGGGUCAGAGCUUUUCAGAUUGUCUAUGUGUGUGUGUUUGUGUGACAGUGACAGUGAGUGUGUUGUUGUGUUGGGUGCAGGUGCUGAAACAUUGUGCGGUGAGCAUGUUUUAAUGAGCACAGCAGUGCAGUACCCCGCCAUCCCUCUCUUCCUUUUACACACAAACACACAGGAUGCUAAUUUCAUGCAAGCACAGUCAAGUACACCAUGCAGUGUGCGGAGGGAGUGGUGGCACACUAUUUGGUAUUUACAUGGCUGUCAUUGUGAGGCGCACCCAUGGAAACAAGGUGGGCUUAGGGAGAAUCCAUUAUCAUACAUUAUCAGAGGGUGUGUUAAGGUUUGGGAACAGUCAUGGUCAAUCACAUGAGUUCCUCUCAUGCCCUUUAGAAGCAACACACUCUUCAUCUUCAUACACUGACAGCUAGGUAACAGAGCGAAGAGUUGAGAGAUGCUUCUCCUGAGAGGACACUAACGUUCUCAUAAAGGAGGGCAACUGUUAUACUGUACAAGUUGCACAGUCCAACUCUUUGUGCCUGCACAUACAGUAGAUAGAGCCAGCAUACUCAGACAUGAAACAUCUACAUCCAUGCACACACACAACUUCCUCAUUUACACAAAUCAUGCCAACACAGUAAUGUUUUGAAAUUUUUGUUCAGUACAUUUGCUCAUUUUCAGAUCAGAUGAGAAAAAUGUCAUUUAAUUUAACUCAUAGAUGGUUUCUGGUUUUUGCUCACGUUUGUGAGAAAAAAAAAAUUACACUUGGAAUGUUAAAAAUAAUUUCUUCAUUUCUAAAAUAUGUUAUUUUAAAAAGUGAUGAUGGCAAAUUACCUUUUUGUUUUGAGUGAAAUGUCUAAAAGACAUGAAUGAUUAUUCCUGUGAACAAUUUCAUUUUUAAGUGUUGUAUUGGUGUAUUUUUAAUCAAGUUUCUCUUUGUCUCAGUUUAUAGCUGUUCCAAUGUUGUCCUCCUUCUUCUUGAUGAAAUGUGUGGUGGGAGUCAAUGUAAAAAUAAAAAAAGAGGAAACGAUCAUAUUUAAGAUUGCAAAAAUGUGGAAAGUAUUCAAUGUAUAAAAGAUGUAUAUGUGAGAUAUCCUUGUGUAUAAUAAAAUUUAAGCAAUUUAA